Molecule: messenger RNA, 276 nt
Organism: Arabis nemorensis
Lineage: Eukaryota; Viridiplantae; Streptophyta; Magnoliopsida; Brassicales; Brassicaceae
Source: the annotation of a GenBank genome assembly
AUGAAGAAUAUCGGAGAAAGCUUGGAGCUUUCAGAAAAUGGUGCUGAUGAUUACAGUCUUGAGGAUUUUGAUGACAAUUGGGAUAAUAAAUUAAGUGAAAUUCGUCAAAUGGACAGGGAUCGAGAGAAGAGACGUGAGAAAUUCUACACGGAAGGAUACCGAAAUGGAAUUUUUGCUGGGAAAGAUGCUGGUUUUGAGGAGGGUUUAAACGUUGGGUUUAAAGAAUCAGUUCUUGAUGGGUACAAGUUUGGUAUUGUCAGAGGUGUUUGUAGGUAA